AUGCAUUUUAAGGUUGAUAUCGAUGAUCCUGAACAAGGAAUUGAUAGUCUAAAACUAUCAACUGCGCUUGAAGAUGAACGAAAAGCCUGCCAAGUGAAAAUAAUUAAUGCAAUCAACAAAGCUUACGAAAAAUUUGAUGAAAUUAUUUUAUUUCACGGAUAUUUAAAUCUUCCUAAAUACAUCAACUUCCUUGUUCAAGUAAGUGAAUCUGAAUUUGGACAAGAAUACCUCAGGAAUAAUAUAAAUGUUGAACAAAUUAAAUCUUUAGUAGAUAUAUAUAACGAGAAACAAACAUACGAUGUUAUGUAUUCAAUAGUACACCUAUUUGUUAACAUAUCUUACCUAUCUGAAGAUGCAACAAAAUAUUUUAUAGAAAAUGGAGUGCACAACACACUUAUUUCAAUGAAUAUACCAAAGGAAAUCGAAUACUACAAAGACUACUUCCGUUUAAUUUAUAAUUUAACAUCAGUUGAGCCUGAAAUAUACGAAGAACAACAAGUCAUUAUAUUAUUGAAACAAUUAGUAAGAGCAGAUGCAAUUCGUAAGCAAUUUGGACUGAAAUCACUUACAAAUAUUUUCAGACAAAAGAUUUUUUCAAAUUCAACAGUGAAUAUCUCAGUUUUAGACUUAUUACAUAAGAUUUUACUAUCAAACGAUGGAACUGUUAGAGAAACAGUUGCUUGGUUCGUGCAUUUCCAGCUAGAAGGUAAUGAAGCUCGUUUCUUUUUAUCAGAUAUUUGCCGCUCUCAAAUUAUGAAUGAAUUUGUUGAUUCUCUAUUCAAAUGUGAUAAUUCUGUUUUAGUUAAUAUCAUUUUAAGUAUAUUUUCUCGUAUUGUUAUAUUUAAUAUUGGCGAAUAUGUCGAAAAACUGUUUAAUUCUGAUGUUCUCGAAGCAGCUCUUAAUCUUGUGACACAUGAGAAUGUUGGAGAAUACGCUCUGUGUCUUGUCAAUAACUUCAUGGCCGCAGAUAACAAUUAUCUUGAAUAUUGUUUGUCACAAAAUUUCCAUGCGAAUUCUCUUGAUGUUUUUGACAAUGGAAAUGUACGUGUGAAGCAGGAAUGCAUCAGAGCAUGGCUAAUAAUUAAUGAUUUGGGCAAUUCUUUGCAAGCUAACACAGUUUUGAAUGAAUUUGUCAUUGAAAAAAUAAUUGACUUCCUUUCAUCUGAUUCUGAAGAAGAUUUCCUUGUUUAUGGACUUUCUUUACUCAUUAAAUUAUGUGAUAAAGAGCCAAAGUUCGCAGAAAUGUUUGAUUUAUCAGAUUUUGAUAAUAUUCAGGACCAGGAAUCAGAAAAAAUACAAGAGUUAUAUCAAGUUAUUGUAGAUAGAAUGUCACCUGAAGAAUAA
Messenger RNA from Trichomonas vaginalis G3, 1344 nucleotides. RefSeq lists its product as uncharacterized. The transcript has a single exon. The coding region runs from base 1 to 1344 and encodes 447 amino acids. NCBI's taxonomy places the organism in Eukaryota, Parabasalia, Trichomonadida, Trichomonadidae. Gene Ontology annotation, biological process: NLS-bearing protein import into nucleus. Gene Ontology annotation, molecular function: nuclear import signal receptor activity. Gene Ontology annotation, cellular component: nucleus. The record is from RefSeq and is a predicted model, not a curated record.